UGUAUGCGGUCGCUCUAUUUGAAUGAAAACUAUAAAGAAAAGAAUUGUUCAUUCCAGUACUACCAUUCGGAAUGACUCGACGUACAUUUAUUCUCGGUGGUGUUGUACUCUACAUCAUCUGCUCAAACCUUCUACUGAUUGUCGAGUUGUCGGAAAUUGUCUCUCGAAAAAAACCAACACACCAAAGCAGUACUUAUAAAUUCGAAGGAACGGUUUUACAUUUAUCUGGAAAUGCCGUCGAUGGUAACACAAAUCAAGAACUGGGCAACAAUUCAUGUACGUACCAGGCCGUAGGACGCAAAGAAGUAUGGUGGAGAGUGGACCUAGAGAGAGAAGUCACCAUAGACAAGGUGGAAAUAUAUUACAGAGAUGAAGGUUACCAAUGGACUGGAUGGAAAAAUCGAUUCGCCGGCUACGAGGUGUACCUUUCAAAUACAACCGAUAGACUUACAGGAGAGCGAUGUUUCAUUGAUGAAUCAGAGAGUGUCGACCAAAUUAUAAGUCAUGUUAACCACCCAGAAUGUAAUGGAACAGCGCAGUAUGUGACUAUAUACAACCACAGAGAAUCACCUAAGAGGCACGAUUGGUACUUCAAAGACGCCCUCCUAGAACUGUGUGAAGUACAGGUGUAUGGAUGUGAAGCUGGGAAAUACGGAAAUAGAAAUUGUGACGAAACCUGUUCCUCGAACUGUCCAGGCAGUGUGUGUCAUCCAAGCUCAGGAAAUUGUCUAUACUGCGGGGACAACACAUAUACCAGACCAUCGGAAACAUCAUGCCGGCCUUGUCCAGAAUCUUGUGCUGGCCCAUGUGAUACUUACGGAAACUGUAAUGCAUGUCCAGAUGGUUUCUACGGUUUUCAAUGCGAAAACACAUGCUCGUCUACCUGUAGCAGUAACGUUUGUGAGAAGGCAAAUGGUGAUUGUAAAGCAUGUCAAGAUGGCUUCUGGGGCAUUCGAUGCAUAUAUGAUUGUUCAGAUACCUGUGAAAGUGGCGUAUGUGAGAAGACACUAGGCCAUUGUACUGCGGACAAACAGUCAGGGGUUGAAGCCAUCAUUGUAGGCGCAUCCGCCGGAGCUGGAGUCGGGAUUGCUGUCGUCCUUUUUGUUUUUAUCGUGAUUUUCAAAAGAAGAUCGACCACACUGAGGGAAAUGACAACAGCACCAUCCGUGAAAUACGAAAAGCCAAUCCCUAGAGGCAACUCAAAAAAUAAUUCAGACGAAACUGAAGAACAUAUCUAUCUCGAAAUUGAAAAUGUAGACAUACAGGACACGUCAAAUGAUCACGAAAAUGUAUACUAUAACGAAGGAUCAAUGGGCUAUCCAGUCCGUCAGCUGAAAACGAUGAUCGCUCAGAAAAUGGCAGACGAUGCAAAGCAGUUUGUAUCCGAAUUUAAAACAUUCCCUCUCGGAGCAACUCAUCCUCAUACGAAUUCAGAAAAGAAUAAGUCUAAAAAUAGAUACAAGUCUAUACAUCCAUAUGACCAUUCAAGGGUAAUCCUUGACACACUCCCCGGAGAAAAUGGUUCGGACUACAUUAAUGCCGACUACAUCGAUAAUGUUGAAGCAAAGAAGUUCUAUGUUGCAACCCAAGGACCACUCCCAAAUACCACUGAUGACUUUUGGAGAAUGGUCUGGUUUCUGAACUCUGGAAAGAUAGUGAUGCUUGAAAAUUUGGUAGAAAAUCGAAAGGUCAAAUGUGCCAAAUACUGGCCUGACGAAGGAGAUCCAAUGUUAACCAAGACAUUUGAUAUUUCGCAAAACGGGGAACACGUUUAUGCCUCCCAUGUUGUCAGGAACAUCACUGUUGUCGAUCGAAAGACAAAGAUAAAGCGAGAGAUUCAGCAGUUUCAUUUUACAAUCUGGACGGAUCAUGAUACCCCAAACACGUUAGAUCUUGUUCUGUUUCAUCGUCGCGUGAAGCUUCACAAAACUGUUCUUCCUGGACAGAUGGUUAUUCACUGCAGUGCUGGUGCUGGAAGAACAGGAAUAUUCAUCGCUCUUGACGCCCUGUUGGAGUUCGGUAAAAAACAUAACCGCAUCGACAUCCGGCAUUUCAUACAUACGAUGGGCAAAGACAGAAUGAACAUGGUUCAAACAGCGGAUCAAUAUGUGGCUCUUCAUGAAAUGCUUGCGGAGGCUUUUGAUCUUCAAGAUUCACUUAUACCGAAAUCGAUGUUCGCUGCCAAGUACCAUACUCUCUCUACCACCAGACACGCAGCUCAAAACCAGACCCAGCUGAGUGAUGAGUUCAAAUUGAUGUGGGACCAAAAGCCUGAUUACAAAGUAGAAAAGGACUUUCAAGCUUCUUUACUUCCCGAAAACAGAACAAAAAACAGAGCAAUGCGAAUAUUGGCAGUGGACAGAUUUAGAGCCUGCCUGAAGUCGUACGCUUCAAAUAGCAAUGAUUAUAUCAAUGCUGUCAAAACACAGUCCUACACUGGCCAGCAAGGAUACAUAGUCACUCAGUUUCCCCUGACGGACACAAGAGCAGACUUUUGGACCCUAGUGAUGGACUACAAAUCUGAUACUGUCGUCAUACUAGGAGACCCCAGACAGGCAAGCUUAAACCUUGUAUAUUACGUAUAAAUCAAAUCAGAAAUAAGAAGAAAUUUAAGUAACUAAACUCGUAUAUAUUUAUUAUAUUAUAUUUCCAGAGAAAUGACUCGCCUUACUUAAACAUAGAAUUCCAAAUAAUUGUCGUAAGAAGAAUAUGUCAGUGAUGUCUUACUCAAAAUGCAAUGAGUGUUCGUUUCGUUUUGGAUCAGUAUUUCUAUAUAGCGCCAUACCACUUGAAUAUUACAUCAUAUCAUAAAGGCUUGUUUUGAACACAAACAGGAAUUUAAAAAAAAUAUCCUGUUUGUGUUCAAAACAAACUUUUUUUUUUUUAUUCAUAUCAAACUGGUGAAUUUUAUUCCGAAUACAUCAUUUCAAACCUGUUUACCCCUAUCCAAACUCAACUACAAUCCAUUCUGUGUUAGUAUACAGUUAGCGUAACGGGCUUCUGUGAAGGGCAUCACUACACUCUGCUGCCUGCGGGGUUCGAACCUACGGUCUUCCAGUCAUUGGCUGAUGCACUACCAACAGUGUUGUUUAUUCCCUUGUUUCAUCUUUUGUAUUAUUUUGUUUCCAAAAUUAUGUUUUGUCAAUAAUAUACUUCACAUGAGGUUUUGUUUGUAGAGGAAACUAUUCGAAACGGAUUUUAUGUGGGACGAAUAGUUAUAAAAAUGAGAAAUAGUAAUGAUUAAUGUAGCAUGUCCUAUUUGUAUCACUCGUUUAGCAGGUGCACUGCAUGUUAAGCGUUGGUGUGCGACAAUUUUUUCCAUAUCUGCA
This is a messenger RNA of Mizuhopecten yessoensis (Yesso scallop), 3329 nucleotides long. RefSeq names its product receptor-type tyrosine-protein phosphatase mu-like. The record is from RefSeq and is a predicted model, not a curated record. Lineage: Eukaryota; Metazoa; Mollusca; Bivalvia; Pectinida; Pectinidae. Bases 72 to 2585 code for a protein of 837 amino acids. The transcript has 21 exons. Gene Ontology annotation, molecular function: protein tyrosine phosphatase activity. Gene Ontology annotation, biological process: protein dephosphorylation.